AUGAAUUUCAAGAAUGACUUUGAUAUGUUUGUUGGUGGUAAAUCUGGAGUAUUUAAAGGAGUUAAAAUUGAUAAAAAUAAAUGUAUAGCAAAAAAUAUACAAAAUUUAGUAUCAAUUACAAAAGAUCAUGAAGUAACAACAAUGUCUUGGGGUGAUGAUGAUGAUGAAAAAGAUGUUCUUAUUGGUUGUGGAUCUGCUGAAAAUCGAAGUGUAAAAGUUUACGACUCACAACACUCGGCUUUUUCGACUUCGUUUUCCUGCAAUGUCAGUGCUGGAAAAAUUCGUGGAAUUUCUCGUUACAAUGAUUGUAUAAUAACAGCAGUAGAAUCUGGAGACAUUAAUCUAUGGAGACGCAGCGAAAGUAUAAAAGUUAUAAAAACGAAUGAGGAUUUGCACGCCAUGAGACACAAUAAAUUCAAUAAGAAUAUAAUAGCAACCGGAGGAAAAGAGCAUCCUUUGCAAUUAUAUGAUUUGGAGCAAGACAAAGUAACGUUCAAAGAAAAAAACGUUCGACAUGACUGGUUGGAGAUGCGUGUACCCGUCUGGGUAUCUGAUAUUGGUUUUUUACCAGAUUCGUCUAAGAUAGCAACUUGCAGUCGCUAUGGAUACGUAAGUAGUUUAUUAAUUAAUUAA
Molecule: messenger RNA, 633 nt
Organism: Cotesia congregata
Lineage: Eukaryota; Metazoa; Arthropoda; Insecta; Hymenoptera; Braconidae
Source: the annotation of a GenBank genome assembly